AUUUUGUUUAGAGAAUGGGUCAUCAUUUAAAGACAAAUCUAACCUCAUACAGACGCAAUAGGAAAGCACGGCAAAAAGCAAAGAAACUCGCACCUCCUCCACUGGAGUCCAGUGGAGCUGACAGUAAUGCAUCAAAUGAAGUUACUGAGACAUCCAUUGAGAAGACGCCUCAAACUUCACCCAAAACUUACUCUGCCUCAUCACCUGCACCUGACAAGUCUACAUGUAACUCAACUAAGGGUUCAAAGCCACGUGUAUUUUAUCAAUAUGAGACUGAUCCGUUGUAUUUAAAGUUUUGUGAAUACAAUCUCCUGGACUAUAGACUCAACAAGAUUUUAGAAGGAUCUUUUGAGAGGUCUUUCAACUGCUCGGGGAAAUAGGACACAUCAUAGGACGUCUACAGUGCCAAUCUUCGUCAUCAACAGUCUUUAGACAACAUGCUGUUUAUAAUUUUGUUUAAUAACAAUUUUAUACUGAACACC
Asterias rubens (European starfish) is the source of this 482-nucleotide messenger RNA. RefSeq lists its product as uncharacterized. The transcript is spliced from 2 exons. NCBI's taxonomy places the organism in Eukaryota, Metazoa, Echinodermata, Asteroidea, Forcipulatida, Asteriidae. Bases 15 to 380 code for a protein of 121 amino acids. The record is from RefSeq and is a predicted model, not a curated record.